AUGGAUUAUUAGUCUGUCCAGCAAUUAAAUGCAUUUAGAAACAUGACAGAGGAUGAGUCAGUAAGUUCUACUUCAAAUAUGAGUGGCACAUUUAACAAGCAAAAUAAUCCUCUCAAAAUCAACCAAAGAAAAUAGAAAAAAGCAUCAUACCAACCAUCAGAAAAAGGUGAAAUGUCAUAAAGUGAAAAUGAAUCUCUCAACUCAUUUAGUCAAGAUAAAAAACAGCCUAGCAAUUUAUAAAUUAAAGAAAGCAAUAUAGAUAUAAAGAGUAGUGGAUCAAGCAGUAAGAAUAACUAGCAAAAAGUGCCUCCACCUCCUCCCUUAAUGCAAUCACUUACAAGGGCAUUUUAAAAACUUGCAGCCAAGCACGGUCCACCUCCAAUGGUAACUUCAGGAAACAAUGGAUCUGUAGGGGCACCUCUUUCCUCUAAUCUCUCUGAGAAGCAAAAACUUCCUCCAACUCAUUCUAAAUAAUCUAGUAGUUAAAUUUAAAAUAAAUACAACAAAAGUGCUGGGAUAUUAUCGCCUCCGGUGAAGGAUUAUAACAAUAAAGAUAUUAUCAAAGAGGAAUCUUAGGAGUCAAACUCAAUUCUCAGAAAGACAGAUCUUGAUAACUCAAUAAGCUAAGAUCAGGCAUUCAUGUAAAAUGAAGAUGACAUAUAUGUUAUCAAGAUAAAUAUAAAAAAUCAUUCAAACAUACCUCAAAAUGUAAAGAUCCCAAAUCCCAACUAUAACAUCCUUGAGCAGGCGAAAUAUCUUCUUAUGUAUGACAUUUAAAAUAAUCCAGACAAGGAAACUUAACUUUCUGAGGAUUUACUCUCUCGCACGAUUAAGCAAAUUCAUUAAAUACUCAUGAAAUAAAAAGAACACGAAUAUGAAAGAUAGUUAGGAGAUUAUAAUAAAUAAGUUCUUAAUUUGUAGGCUAAGUUGUAACUUUAACAAUCGGCUAAUAAUCCUCGAGCUUCUCCUUAGAAUCCAUUCAAAAAAUAAGCUACAGGAUCAGAAUAUAGUGGUUUAGCAGGAUUAGUAGGACUGGGAAUGUCUCAAAAACUAAAUCUUAACGAUUCAACUCAACUUAUAGAAGCAUAGAAUAACCAAGAAGACAUAAAGAAAAUGAAAGAGGAAAAUUAAGAGCUUAGAAUGAGAGCGAACUAUUUGGAAUAGGACUUAGCAUUCCUCUCCUAAAAAACAAAAGAAUUAUAGACUAAGUAUGAAACAGAGAUUGAAAACUUAAGAAGUCAAUUGAAAGGUUCUUAAAGUGAAUAAUUUGUAAAGUAGUAAAUUGAGCAUAAAAAGCUCAUUGAGGAUAAUUCAGUUCUAAUGAGAGAGGUGAAAUUACUACAAGAUUAACUUAGUGAAGAGUAAUAAAAAGUGAUUGAACUAUUUGAAGAUGCAUAGAUGGUCAAGGAGGAAAUUAUGAGGGAGAUGUCUGACUAUGAGAAAACCAAGAGAGAGUUAGAAAAGAUGAAAAUACUGAAUAAAAACUUAAGAAAAAGAUUGAAUGAAGAUAGUAUAGAGUAAAGUGAGCUAGAUCACUCAGAUGAAGAGCGGUAUGAUGAUUAUGCAAGAACUCUAAAUGAUCUUGACGGCAAAAUGAAAAAGAAAAAGAAGGUUGAAAAAGUUUCUGUUGGAUUGUCAAGACCAGAAAGUUUAAUGUCACUAGCAAAUGGAUUUAAUUAAAAACUUGAAGAACUAAUUGAAGAAAAAUCGAAAUCAAUAAUAAAUGUCCUUGCUUAAAGUUCACUUACGAAUUACAUAAAUACUCAGCAUCCUUAUGCUAUAAAUUAUCAAUAUCCUACUGGGGGACAUAGCCAUAUGAAUCAAGCUAUUCAGCCUCCAAGAAGGCCAACCUAUUAAAAGAUGAAUGGACAGAUUGUUGAGAUAUCCAUGUACGAAUCAGAAAAUGGAGUUUACAAUAACAAUACCGAUUCAAAAUCUUAAUUAGAAAACCAUGUUUCAUCAGACUCAUCUCUCCAUCAUUAACGAAUCCUCAAAUCAAACUCUUCAGACAUUCAAGUUCUGAAGCAUAAAAUAAAAGAAGUUAGAGAUAAGCAUAACUCUCAGCUAUAAAGUACUUCUUCAUUUUUAAAGCUAAACAAUGCUUCAUUUGAAAAUCUUAAUAAUCCCUAGAUGAAUAAUCAUUUAUCAAGAUAAUAAAUUACAGCUAGCAAUAAUAAAGUUAGCUAGCAUAGUCUGAAUAAUAAUCGGUUAGAUACUGACUACUAACAACCUGAAACUUAUAAAGCAUUCAAUGUUGGACUGAUUUAGCAGGAGAAUUAACCAUUAAAAACCAUUAAUGAAAGAGGUUACAAUAAAAGUUCAAAUAAUCAGAUAUAGUUUUACGAUGAUCAAGAUAAUGAGAAUAGUGAAUAUGACGAAUAAGAAUAUGAUUAGCAGGAAUCUUAAUUUCAGUAAAUAGAGUAAAAUUAAUUUAAGACUCCAGUUUGGACACAAUAAUAAAGAUAAUAGGAUAUUAGGAAUAAUCAAAUUAAAGAAUAAAACUAUUAGGACAACAACGACUCCUAUUAUGGGGGGAGUAUUCAUUAACAAUAAUAGCAGGAAAAAUUUGAGCUGAAUCAAUAGAGUUUCCUAAAUAAUAGUAAUAUUUAGAAAGACAAACUUAGCUUUAAUGAAGAUUAACAGAUGUCAGACAGAAACAAGAAAGGUAAAUUACCUUAUUCCCCUUGA
Molecule: messenger RNA, 2688 nt
Organism: Stylonychia lemnae
Lineage: Eukaryota; Ciliophora; Spirotrichea; Sporadotrichida; Oxytrichidae
Source: the annotation of a GenBank genome assembly